This is a messenger RNA of Clonostachys byssicola, 1164 nucleotides long. The record is from the annotation of a GenBank genome assembly. Lineage: Eukaryota; Fungi; Ascomycota; Sordariomycetes; Hypocreales; Bionectriaceae.
AUGGCCAUCAAGGGCGACGCCGUCUGGUCUAUUGCUGUCAUGUGGGUCAUGACCGUCAUCGUCUUGGCCUUCACGAUGCUUCGAGUGUACACUCGUGCCUUUGUCGUCAAGUCUUUCGGUGGUGAUGAUUGGGUCUAUGUCUUUGCAUUCUUUUGUUUUCUUAUGUACGCAACCUUUGUCACUGUCGCCGGGGUACAUGGCUACGGCCAGGACAUGGUCAUCGUCCAAGAGAAACCAGACGAGAUGAAGAAGGCAAUCAUAUAUCUGGCCGUGGGACAGACAUUCGCCAUGGUCGGCAUGACGGUUGCCAAGUGGUCUCUUGGGCUCUUCCUCCUCCGCCUCGUCGAGUCUGCCUGGCACAAGACCUCCAUCUGGAUGACACUCGUGCUCCUGGCCAUCGCGUCGCUCCUCUCCACCUUCGUUUUCUGGUUUCAAUGCUCACCACCCCGUGCCAUGUGGGAUCGAACGCUGCCCGGCGCGAAAUGCGAGGUCCCUCAGCUGCCCUUCUUUUACUUUCUCGGAGGCAUUCGACAGAAGACUAACAAACACACAGCCACCUGUGCCUUUGCAGAUCUCUUCUUCGCACUAGUACCCUGGUGGUUCAUGUGGAAUCUGCAAAUGAAUAAACGCGAGAAGCUCAUCAUCCUCUUCAGCCUCAGUCUCGGCGUCAUUGCCGCUGCAUUCGGUUUCAAACGCUGCACCGAGAUCUACAAACUCGUCGGGCAGAACUUCCUCAAGGACGUGGUCUCAAUCAUCAUCUGGGCCGCCGCCGAAAUCGCUGUCACAAUGGUCUGCAUAGGCAUCCCCAUCUGCCGACCCCUCUACAAAGACUACCUGAGCCGCCUGAGCUCCCGAGACACGAGCAAAUACAAAGGUCUUUCGGGGGAGCGACGAGGAGGCGGAGGAGGCAAGGGGGGAGCGACCGCCAGUGGGGGAUCUGUGCCCCUACGCACCAUCGGGGGCAGCGUGAGCGCCAAGCGAGCCGACUCGGGGCUGGCAGGAGGCACAACCACAACCGUGUCGAAGGUCUUCUACAUUGGGGAGGGAGGCAGCGACGAGGAGAUUCUCGAUCCCGCGUACAGGCAUGGGAAGUACAGUCCGCCAAACCCUGAGAGGGCUAUCAGGGUGACGGAGGAAUACGAGGUUACUACGAGCAAGGUAUAA